Mytilus californianus (California mussel) is the source of this 1206-nucleotide messenger RNA. RefSeq lists its product as uncharacterized. Bases 113 to 1150 code for a protein of 345 amino acids. The record is from RefSeq and is a predicted model, not a curated record. The transcript has 3 exons. NCBI's taxonomy places the organism in Eukaryota, Metazoa, Mollusca, Bivalvia, Mytilida, Mytilidae.
CUUAAUAUUGCCUGUAGUUAAACUUCACCAGAAAUAAUGUAGGCUUUUGAUCAAAAUUGAAUGGUCUUAUACAUUACACGUGAUCAUUUCUGUCCGUAUUGGUAUUGUAGCCAUGGAAAUAUCGACACCGGACGAUAACAUCACAAAUUUUCCACCAAUCUCUACAAGCACAGACUUCAAUAUAAGUACAACGUCUUCCGACUAUGUGUACUCAAUAACCGUAUAUUAUAUAGGUGCAUUGACCUUUACGAUGCUCGUUGUCAUGACAGUAGCCUUUAUAAUCAUGUGCCAUGUCUUGCGUAGACUACGACAUAAGACCCGACCCCCAGAACCGGUCAGAAUGGCUAGUAAUAAUGAUUUUAACAUACGAAUUUCGGAUGUAUUUGAUGGCGGAAACAAACGAAGGAUGUCACGUGCUCCCGGACAGUCGAGGAAUACGGCAUACUUCAGACAAGAUUCGCAUGAAGCAAGUCGAUUUGAUCGGAUGUCAGUCGUCCCAUACGCUGUUUCAGUUGUAAAUGAUAAUUUGAAUCCACCACCGAUCAUUGGCGAACCGCCAAAAACUGAGCACCCGGGUACAAAAUUAAUGACUGAAACAGCAAAUCACAGUGUUACGCAGGUCAAAGACUCAACCGGCGUUAAUCCGAUGCAUUUAACACAAACAUUGCCAGAUAACUCUACAAAUAGUAUUCCCGCCAAUGGUUACUUGACAAAACAAAACAGAAUUAUUUCCCCGCCAACAUUACCGAACAGCAUUCCUGUGAACGAAAACACGACGCAACAAAACAGUUCUAGUUUGCAGUCAACACUGCCAAAUAGCAAUAAAACUAAAAUGCAUGUGAAUGUGGAUGAAAACUUGACGACGCAACAAAACAAAACUAUUUUGCCGUCAACACUGCCAAACAACGCUACCAAAAACAACCUUGCAAACGAAGUCUUGAUACAACAAGACAAAAUCGCCGGAACAGAUCUGCCAAAAAAUACAACGAAUGAGUAUCAAGUGCCUAGGUCAACAAAAGUGGUACAAGAUAAUGAUAAAACUCAUUACCAAAUUCCUGGAAACCAUUAUCAAACUCCUAAAAGUCCUUUAAUAUCAAAAUAUCCGAAUUAUCAAACUCCUAAAGCCCCUCGGAAAGUGAUAGCAUUAUGAUACAUAUUUACAUAUAAUUUAGCCGUUUUAGUCAUUAAAGUGAGAAAUUGACACUA